Molecule: messenger RNA, 1068 nt
Organism: Rattus rattus (black rat)
Lineage: Eukaryota; Metazoa; Chordata; Mammalia; Rodentia; Muridae
Gene: Nudt22
Product: nudix hydrolase 22
Exons: 6
Coding region: 117-1004 (295 amino acids)
Molecular function (GO): GDP-mannose hydrolase activity
Source: RefSeq, a predicted model, not a curated record
ACUUCCGCUUGGGGAAAGGGGUGUACUUUGGGGGCCGGGCCAGCCGCUGAAUUCCGAGAUCAAGCUUCCAGACCCUGAGAGUAGAUCAAGUGUGUCCAAAGCCGUCCUGUCAGACUAUGGACCCUGAGGUGUCCCUGAUGCUGCUGUGCCCUCCUGGGGGACUGUCCCAGGAGCAGGUAUCGGUGGAGCUGAGCCCAGCUCAUGACCGUCGUCCAUUGCCUGAAGGAGACAAGACCAUCACUGCCAUCUGGGAGACCCGGCUACAGGCCCAACCUUGGAUCUUUGAUGCGCCCAAGUUCCGCCUUCACUCAGCCAUACUGGCGUCCAGCUCACCUGAGCCACAGCUGCUCCUGCACCUAGGUCUAACUUCCUACCGGGACUUCCUGGGCACCAACUGGUCCAGCUCAGUUUCCUGGCUGCGACAGCAGGGAGCAACAGAUUGGGGUGACAAGCAGGCCUAUCUGGCAGACCCACUGGGGGUGGGUGCCGCAUUGGUCACAGCUGAUGACUUCCUUGUCUUCCUGCGCCGCUCUCAGCAGGUAGCAGAAGCACCUGGACUGGUGGAUGUGCCCGGUGGGCACCCUGAACCUCAGGCCCUGUGCUCUGGCGGCAUCCCCCAGCACGAGGACCUCCCUGGGGAACUGGUGGUACGAGAACUCUUCUCCAGUGUCCUUCAGGAGGUCUGUGAUGAGGUGAACCUGCCACUGCACACCUUGAGCCAGCCACUGUUGUUGGGCAUCGCUUGCAAUGAGACCAGCGCGGGCAGAGCCAGUGCAGAGUUCUAUGUCCAGUGUAGCCUGACUUCAGAGGAGGUCAGGAAUUAUUAUCUGAGUGGAGGACCUGAGGCCAACGAGUCUACAGGAAUCAUCUUUGUGGAGACACAGAGGGUACAGAGACUGCAGGAGACGGAGAUGUGGGCACAACUCUGCCCCUCGGCCAAAGGCGCCAUCCUCCUCUACAAUCGCCAUCCACCUCUACAGUCAAGUGCUGGAAGUCCCACCUGAGUCAUCCUAGCGUCCCAGCCCUGUCGCUACAGCUCUGAAGACAAUAAAAGACUUUAUUCUUGUA